UCAUUUCGGUAAAUUUAAGUCUAUGUUAAAAAAAAAAAAAGUGUAAAAAAACUGCGGUUUCAUUUGUCUUAUAAAAAGAUAUUUGGACUUAUCGAGUUAUCCCCCAUUCGGCCACCACCCUCUAAUCAUUCACAUAAUCACAUUUACUUACUCCUAAGUCUGCAUAUUUUUUACAGCAAAAAUGAAGAACUCAAACUCAAACUCAAAGCCUCAUGCUAUAAUAGUACCACUUCCACUACAAGGCCAUGUAAUCCCAUUCGUACAACUAGCAAUCAAGCUAGCCUCCAAAGGCUUCUCCAUCACCUUCAUCAACACCGAUCACAUCCACCAACAAAUUACUCUCUCCAACACCGCCACCGCUUCAAAAGGCGGCGGUGGCGAUCUUUUUGUCGAGGCCCGUAACUCAUCGGGCCUCGACAUCGAGUACAUGACCGUCUCAGACGGGUUACCCUUGGAGUUCGACCGGUCGUUGAACCAUGACCAGUGGGUUGGGGCUAAUAUCCAUACCUUCCCAGCUCACUUGGAGGUGGCUAUGGCUAAAAUCGUACGAUCUCGACCGUUGGUCCCUUGUUGCUUUGUUGCUGAUAGUUACUUUGUUUGGGCGUCCAAGUUGGCUAGCAAGUUUGGAUUGGUUCAUGUGUCGUUUUGGAGUGAGCCAGCUAUGGUGCUUGAUAUCUAUUUUCGUCGUCACUUGCUUCAGGAACAUGGGCAUAUUGGUCCCGGAUCAAGUGGGCGCAAGGAUACCAUAGACUACAUACCAGGAAUAAGUUCACUUAAACGAUCAGAUUUGACAUCAUACCUUCAAGAAGAAGACUUGACAACUAUGCAUCCUCAAUACAACUUAGCAUCAUUAGACGACACUAAACGGGCUCAUCUUAUACUCGGUAAUACAGUCCAAGAGCUAGAGGCCCAUACCAUUUCAGCCAUUCAAGCCCAUGUACCAUUUUAUGCUAUUGGGCCUCUAUUUUCACCUGGGUUUACCAAAAGCCCAAUAGCUACUAGCCUAUGGACAGAGUCAGAUUGCACCCUUUGGUUAGAUACCAAACCUCCUAGCUCAGUUUUGUAUGUUUCUUUUGGAAGCUAUGCACAUCUUAGGAAGGAGGAGCUUGAGGAGAUAGCUAAUGGAAUCAAGCUUAGUGGGGUGAACUUCCUUUGGGUUAUACGGCCCGAUAUGGUGAGUUCCGAUGAUACGGAUCCACUUCCAGACGGGUUUAGAGACGAGGUUAGUGAUCGUGGAAUGGUUGUGACAUGGACUUGUCAGAAAGAGGUGUUAUCUCAUCGUGCAAUAGGAGGGUUUGUAACGCAUUGUGGUUGGAACUCAGCACUAGAAAGUAUAUGGUGUGACGUUCCGUUGUUGUGUUUCCCGUUGUUGACCGAUCAAUUUACCAACCGUAAACUAAUGGUGGAUGAUUGGAAGAUCGGGUGCAACCUCUGCGAGGAGAAGCCCGUGACAAAGGCGGAGAUACAGCGAAAAAUAAAGGAUUUAAUGAGUGGAUCCAUGGGGUAUGAGCUCCGUAAUAGGAUCAAGGGGAUCAAGCAAGUAUUACAAGAUGCAAUGAUGAUAGAAGGAUCUUCAGAGAAUAAUGUUGAUGACUUCAUUAAGGAACUCAAUAUAGCUAUUCAGAAGAAAUCUUGUUAAAGUUAUGUACCUUCAAAUUAUACACCAAUUUAAUUUUUUUUCUAGUUUUCUUCAUUUUUGGCCAAAGUAUUUCUUUUUCAUGUCUAAUAUACGAGGAAAUUAUAGCCCGUUACCUGA
This is a messenger RNA of Spinacia oleracea (spinach), 1756 nucleotides long. Its product is annotated as UDP-glycosyltransferase 86A1. The coding region runs from base 182 to 1639 and encodes 485 amino acids. NCBI's taxonomy places the organism in Eukaryota, Viridiplantae, Streptophyta, Magnoliopsida, Caryophyllales, Amaranthaceae. The transcript has 2 exons. Gene Ontology annotation, molecular function: UDP-glycosyltransferase activity. The record is from RefSeq and is a predicted model, not a curated record.